This is a messenger RNA of Hibiscus syriacus, 455 nucleotides long. RefSeq lists its product as uncharacterized. The coding region runs from base 30 to 437 and encodes 135 amino acids. The transcript has 2 exons. Lineage: Eukaryota; Viridiplantae; Streptophyta; Magnoliopsida; Malvales; Malvaceae. The record is from RefSeq and is a predicted model, not a curated record.
CUGGAGUCAGAAACAAUUCCAAGUAAGCAAUGGCGGAAGAAAAUAACAAAAAAAUCCACAGCAAAGCUGAAAAUCCUUUAGGACCCAGAAAUAUUUUCUCAAUCUUACCCAAAGUGGAGCUGAAAUUCCCUUUCUUUAACCGACGACCGGAAAAACCAGAUGUUUCGGUUAAGAAAGAGGAGGAAAUUGAAAUUGCGAAACCAUUAUCUUUAUUUGUGGGAAACCGCCGGAAAAUUCCUCCCCCGUUGGAAUUCGAGGCGGAGGAGCGCCUUGGGAGAACUUCUAAUCCUAUAGUUCUCUGGCAGGUAUAUGCCAUUGGUGGUAUCUUUUUACUGAAAUGGAUUUGGGCAAGAUGGAAAGAAAAGAAGGAGAUGGGAUCCAAGAAGGAAUCACCUGAUGAAGACGGACAGGCUGUCGAUGACUCUCAAUAUGUAUGAUUCUCGAAUUUUGUAUAA